CACUCCGUGUCCCCAGUGUCCCCGUGCAGAACUCCCCUUUGUGACCUCACCCCCAUCUCCAUGGCCACCCUGCCAAACACUCAGCGUCAGCAGCGCUGCAGCAGCAGCAGCAGCAGCACAGGGGGAGCAGGGAAGCAGCUGGAAAAUCUCAGAGCACCCAAGUUUUUCAUGGUUUGAUUGGGCUAUAGCACCCAAAUCUAAGAGGAAAGAAGAAUCUGUGACUGCUGGGGAAAAAAAAWACCAAGCAAAGGAUGGAGAAAAASGACGGAGAGAUACGCCAAGAAAUAAUCGACGUGGAACCCCCACCUCGGGAGAGAAAACUGUACCUGCAGGAUGAGUGCAGGAUCCUGACCCAACACCUGGACACGUACCUGGGGAGAGCCAAGCAGCUCCUGCAYGACAACAAACGCCUGGACAAGGAGGCGCAGGAGAUGGAGGAGCAGAACCAGGAGUACCUGGCCUGUGCCAAAAAGCGCGGGCAGGACCCCCAGGACAUGCUGAUCACCCUGAGCGACAGGAACUGCCUGGACCUGGCCCAGGUCCGGGCGCAGAAGGAAAAGCUGAUCCCGGAAUACGCCGAGAGGGAGGAGGAGGUGAGGAACGCCCUGAAGGAGACGGAGGCCGAGGCCUCGCGCGUGGACACGGAGCUGGAGGAGCUGCAGCCCUACAGGGAGCUGAAAGUGCAGGCGGAGAAAAAGGUGAAGAAGCUGGAGAAGGAAUUGCGYGUCACCAGGAUACGCUGUGCCGAGGAGACCAACGGCAUCAGGAGCAGAUUCGUGCAGGACAAGGCUGAAUGUGAGCAGGAGCUGCACCAGAGGAUGCAGGAGCUCACCUGGGGAGCCGAGGAGGUGGCRCUGCAGGCUCUGAUCCAGCACGUGGAGCAGGUGAAAGCCGAGAACAGGAACCUGCGCCAGGAGCUGCUGGGCCUCCUGCAGCACUGCCAGGUCCUCAGGGACGCCAAAGUGCGGCUGCAGGAUCAGCAGGAGCAGCUGCUCCGCGAGAACCAGUGCGCCCAGCAGGCAUCGCUGCUGCUGCGAUCGGCGCGGGGACCGCGCUGCCGCCGCGACAACCAGCCCCGCUCGCGCAGCCAGGGCUGGCCACUGACCCCAAACCCGUCCGGGACCUGGAGGAAAUGAGCCUGGCAGCACCAAACCCUUUAGAAACAGUGGCAACACGGAGGAGAUGGAGCUCCA
This is a messenger RNA of Malurus melanocephalus (red-backed fairy wren), 1193 nucleotides long. It is a transcript of the gene CCDC166, whose product is annotated as coiled-coil domain containing 166. Bases 252 to 1136 code for a protein of 294 amino acids. The transcript is spliced from 2 exons. Lineage: Eukaryota; Metazoa; Chordata; Aves; Passeriformes; Maluridae. The record is from RefSeq and is a predicted model, not a curated record.